AUAUCGUCUGCUAUAGCCGCACAGGAACCUGAAGGCUAGGUGUUUAUUCAUGCCCAAAAUGAUUAAAUAAAAACUUGUACGAAACAAAGCAAAAAUAUUGAAUUGGUGCUUUUCAUGUAAUUCUUUUAAAAAACAUGAGACUCGUGUUCUUGAAUAGAAUGAGAAGGCUUCGUUGUUUAAUCAUUCUUUUUGUUAUACUAAUACCCUGUUCCUUUAUUUUAUACCACCACCUGGUUAACAUCGAAGUUUCUAUUAAAACCAAUAAGGCUGACUUAGCAAAUAGCGCGAUAAAGAGCACAAGGGAAAAUUAUGAAGAAUCAAACCAAAUUAAAGUUUCUCGAAUAUUUUCUGAUUCCGAUACGCGCGUAUUGAUUGGAGGGUAUCGAAAAUAUAUGUUCAACCAUUUAAUAAGCUCUCGUUUAAAUAAAACAAGAGAAGUACCUGACACAAGAAACCCACUAUGUUCGGGAAAAAAUUAUUAUAAGCGUUCCUACGUCGAUGUAUCAAUUAUAGUUUGUUUCUACAAUGAAGAAUUUUAUGCUCUUACGCGGACCAUAAAUAGCAUAAUUCAUCGGAGUCCCAGUCUGAUACGAGAAAUUCUCUUAGUAGACGAUAGCAGCAACUUUCCUGAUUUACAGGAACGCCUAGACAAAUUUAUUCAUACAAAUUUCAAUAUAGUUAGAUUAAUUAGAUUAAAGAGACGCGAAGGCUUGAUAAGGUGUCGAAUCAAAGGGGCUGAUGAAGCCACUGGAACAGUUUUAGUGUUUUUGGACAGUCAUUGCGAAGUUAACAAGGGGUGGCUAGAACCACUAAUUGAUCAUGUUAUGCAAAAUGAAUCCAACAUAGCUGUCCCUGUCAUAGACAUUAUUGACGCUGAUACGCUACUGUAUAAAGCAUCUCCUUUAGUAAGAGGAGGAUUUUCAUGGCGAAUGAGCUUCAUUUGGGAUAACAUUCCUGCUUACUAUAUUAAAAGCGAUAAUGAUCAAAUUAAACCAAUAAGAUCCCCUACUAUGGCAGGCGGCUUAUUUGCCAUCCAAAGAAAAUACUUCAAUUAUUUAGGAAAAUAUGAUGAUAAAAUGAUAAUAUGGGGAGGAGAAAACUUAGAAAUAUCGUUUAGGACUUGGAUGUGUGGAGGUUCAAUUCAUAUAAUUCCAUGUUCAAGAAUAGGACACUUGUUCCGUUCCCGCAGACCAUACAGAUCCCCAAGGAAUUCUUUGUUAAAAAACUCGGUUCGGGUCGCUCAAGUAUGGCUAGAUGAAUACAAGCAAUAUUUUUUCAAUGUUGAACCAAAAGCCACAGCAAUAUUAAGUGACGUUGGUGACUUAGGCGAGCGAAUAAAUUUGAGAAAAAAUCUCAAAUGCAGAUCUUUCAAAUGGUUUUUGGAAAAUGUGUAUCCCGAAAAAUCUCUACCUAACUCUGGACGAGGGGAAUUUACUAAUUUUUUCACGCAGCCGUUAGAGACAUCUGCUGUGAAAUAUCAUGGAUACUUAAUGCACGUUGAGACGGGUGAGUACUGCAAUACACCUCAAGGAAAGUUUAAAAAGGGAAUCAAGAUGAUAUUACGCAAAUCUAGUGAUAUGAAAUGGAUCUCAAAUUUGAACUAUGAAGUUAAAGUAGAAGACAGCUCAUUUUGUGUCGAUGUGCAUUCAUCUUUUGACGAAGGACAUCAAUGGAUGCAACUUAGCCUCUGCCAUAAUUCACUUUCUUCGCAAACUUGGAUAUAUGAUAAUGCUAAGAAAUGGUUGUAUAAUAUGGCGUAUGGCAAAUGUGCAUCGAUUGCUGCAAGCGAAGAUAACAUAACAAGAUUACGACUAGAAAAAUGCGACGAAAAUAUAAAGAGGCAGCAGUUUGAAUUUACAUAA
Dimorphilus gyrociliatus is the source of this 1862-nucleotide messenger RNA. The record is from the annotation of a GenBank genome assembly. NCBI's taxonomy places the organism in Eukaryota, Metazoa, Annelida, Polychaeta, Dinophilidae.